Pristis pectinata (smalltooth sawfish) is the source of this 790-nucleotide messenger RNA. RefSeq lists its product as uncharacterized. Gene Ontology annotation, molecular function: growth factor activity; cytokine activity. The coding region runs from base 1 to 657 and encodes 218 amino acids. The record is from RefSeq and is a predicted model, not a curated record. NCBI's taxonomy places the organism in Eukaryota, Metazoa, Chordata, Chondrichthyes, Rhinopristiformes, Pristidae. Gene Ontology annotation, cellular component: extracellular region. Gene Ontology annotation, biological process: SMAD protein signal transduction; BMP signaling pathway. The transcript has 5 exons.
AUGCGGCCUCUUCCUAUCUCCCUGCUGAUCUUCCUCUCUUUGGCCCCCCUGAGGACAUCGCGUUUCCUUCCAGCUCCUGAGCAGCGCUCAGGCCGCACCCCCGCGCCCUCCACCGCAUCCACCACAAACAGAAGCAAUGAAAGGACAGUGCAGCACAUAAAGCACCUCCUCCUCCAAGCCUUGAAUCUCCAGCACAUCCCCAGAAUCCACACGGAGACAGUGAAGCAGCUCCGGUCGAUGUGGAGAGCAAGACUCCAGGCCAUGUCCCAUAUUUCAGCAAGCGGCCACCCAGCCGGGACUGAGACACAUUCUCAGAGUGAGGUGCCUGUCACCGGGACCAAUGUAUCCACAACACCAACUUCACCGAGACACUGCUGCCAAACUGCAGCCCAGAUCUCCCUCACAGAUCUAGGUUGGGAACAUUGGAUUCUGUACCCAGAGCAAAUUACUUACGUGCACUGUGCCAGCUGCAGACACCCACGCGAUGUGUCCAUUCGCUGCCACCAGAACCAAACGUCCUCGAGCACAAGAGCUCACAGGAGGCACUGCUGUAAGGCAGUGAAGACUGUUUGGAUUCCGAUUGUGUACAUGGAUGAAGAUCUGUCCUUGGUCAUAAGCAACAUUCCCCUGACCGAGGAAUGUGGAGAGGAGCAGUGAGAUGGGUUUGCAGAAGACGUCCAUCCCCUGCACAAACAUAAGUUAUUCCAAAUAUCUGCGUUCUGAUCAACUGGACUGCAUCCAGGCACUGACAGAAAUAACUAUUUCACAGUACAUUUCCUGCAGAAAACUA